Messenger RNA from Melospiza melodia melodia, 4983 nucleotides. RefSeq names its product glycerol-3-phosphate dehydrogenase 2 (gene GPD2). Gene Ontology annotation, cellular component: glycerol-3-phosphate dehydrogenase (FAD) complex; mitochondrion. Gene Ontology annotation, biological process: glycerol-3-phosphate metabolic process. Gene Ontology annotation, molecular function: glycerol-3-phosphate dehydrogenase (quinone) activity; calcium ion binding. The transcript is spliced from 17 exons. Bases 153 to 2318 code for a protein of 721 amino acids. Lineage: Eukaryota; Metazoa; Chordata; Aves; Passeriformes; Passerellidae. The record is from RefSeq and is a predicted model, not a curated record.
GGCGCCGGCGGUGUGCGAGGCGGAGCUCGGGGGAGCCCGGCUGGCUGCUGCAGGCGGAGGGCGGGCAGGGAGAGAGCCGCCCUCCUGAUCUCCUCCCGCGGCCGGCGAGCAGCCCGCAGAGGGACGCGGGCUCCCGGCGCUCCGCAUAAAAAAUGGCAUUUCAGAAGGCAGUGAAAGGAACUGCUCUCAUUGGAGGAGGUGCCAUAGCAACAGUUUUUGGCCUCUCUCAAUUUUCUCAGCAUAGAAACAAACACGGCGCCCUGGUGCAGGUGCAGGCUGCGGAGGCCGUCCCGGGCAGGAAGGAGCAUCUCCCCACGCGGGAGCAGCAGCUGGCGGCCCUGCAGAGCGGCGCAGAGUUCGACGUGCUGGUCAUCGGCGGGGGAGCCACGGGCUGCGGCUGUGCCCUGGACGCAGCCACCAGAGGACUAAAAACAGCCCUUCUAGAAAGGGAUGAUUUCUCAUCGGGGACCAGCAGCAGGAGCACUAAAUUGAUCCAUGGUGGGGUGAGGUACCUCCAGAAGGCCAUCAUGAGGUUGGAUUUCGAGCAGUACAGGAUGGUGAAGGAGGCCCUGGAGGAGCGUGCACACCUGCUGCAGAGCGCGCCGCACCUCUCAGGUGCGCUGCCCAUCAUGCUGCCCAUCUACAAGUGGUGGCAGCUGCCCUACUACUGGAUUGGGAUCAAGCUGUAUGACCUGGUGGCAGGCAGGCAGUGCCUGAAGAGCAGCUACGUCCUGACCAAGAGCCGGGCCCUGGAGCUGUUCCCCAUGCUGCGCCGGGACAAGCUGGUGGGAGCCAUUGUCUACUACGAUGGACAGCACAACGACGCGCGCAUGAACCUGGCCAUCGCCCUGACCGCCGCCCGCUACGGCGCUGCCACCGCCAAUUACACCGAGGUGCGGCACCUGCUCAAGAGCUCGGACACGGGCCGCGUCUGCGGCGUGCGCUGCAGGGACGUGCUCACCGGGAAGGAGUUCAAUGUCAGAGCCAAGUGUGUUAUCAAUGCCACGGGACCUUUCACAGACUCAGUCCGCAAAAUGGAUGAUCAGGAGGUGCCCAACAUCUGUCAGCCCAGUGCAGGCGUGCAUAUCGUGAUGCCUGGUUAUUACAGCCCUGACAACAUGGGGCUGCUGGACCCGGACACCAGCGAUGGCAGAGUGAUCUUCUUCCUGCCCUGGGAGAAGAUGACGAUUGCAGGGACCACAGACAGCCCCACGGAUGUCACUGCCCACCCCAUCCCCACCGAGGAGGACAUCAACUUCAUCCUGUGCGAAGUGCGCAACUACCUGGGCCCCGACGUGGAAGUGAGAAGAGGAGAUGUGCUGGCAGCCUGGAGCGGCAUCCGGCCCCUGGUGACCAACCCCGACUCCAAGGACACCCAGUCCCUGUCCCGGAACCACGUCGUGACCAUCAGUGACAGCGGCCUCAUCACCAUUGCAGGUGGGAAGUGGACGACCUACCGUGCCAUGGCCCGGGACACCAUCGACGCGGCUGUGCGCGAGCACAACCUGGAGGCAGGCUCCUGCAGGACCAUGGGGCUGCAGCUCGAGGGGGCCCAGGACUGGAGCCCCACGCUCUACAUCAGACUGGUGCAGGACUAUGGACUGGAGAGUGAGGUGGCUCAGCACCUGGCUUCCACCUACGGGGACAAGGCUUUUGAGGUGGCCAAAAUAGCCCAGGUGACAGGGAAGAGGUGGCCUAUUGUUGGGAAACGUCUGGUAUCUGAAUUUCCUUACAUUGAAGCAGAGGUGGUGUACGGGGUGAAGGAGUACGCGUGCACGGCCGUGGACAUCAUCUCGCGCCGCACGCGCCUGGCCUUCCUCAACGUGCAGGCUGCCGACGAGGCCCUGCCCCGCAUCGUGGACAUCAUGGCCAAGGAGCUCAACUGGAGCGAGCAGAAGAAGAAGGAGGAGCUUGAAACGGCUAAAACAUUCCUGUACUAUGAAAUGGGCUACAAAGUGAAAACAGAUCAAUUAACAGACAGCUCUGAGAUCAGCCUGGUGCCUGCAGACAUUGAGAGGUACAAGAAGCGGUUCCGCAUGUUUGACAAGGACAAGAAGGGCUUCAUCACCAUCCUGGACGUGCAGCGUGUGCUGCAGAGCAUCAGCGUGCAGAUGGACGAGAACACCCUCCACGAGAUCCUCAACGAGGUGGAUCUCAACAAAAACGGGCAGGUGGAGCUCAACGAGUUCCUGCAGCUGAUGAGUGCCAUCCAGAAGGGCCGAGUGUCGGGCAGCAGGCUGGCCGUGCUGAUGAAGAGUGCCGAGGAGAACCUGCGGCGCCAGGCCAUCCCCGUGGACCGCAGCGGAGGCGGGCUCUGAGCUCUGAGCUCUGGGCGGGGCUCCUGGCCCCGGGGCAGCUCUCCCAAGUGACUCUGGUGCGUUUGUCCUCCUCAUUCAUGCUCUCCUUGCUGCCCCGGGACGUGCCUGGCUGGGCUGUGCCGGCAGGAGCUCGGCAGUGCAGGCUGCAGGGCUUGGGGGCACACUCAGCACGUCCCUGGCCAUUCACCUUUGUGCCGUGCUCAGAGUGGAUCCUGCCCCAGCCAUUAACCUUUGCAGCACCCUUUCCUUCAGAGCACCCCGUGCUCAGGGUGGAUCCUGCCCCAGCCAUUAACGUUUGCACCCCAGGUGAAUCCUGGCAGGUGAGUCCUGCCCUUAAACGCUCUGAGUUCUGCAAACACAAAAUCUCUGAGCUGCUUCUGCCUCUUCACCAAGGAGCAAGAGAGGGGAAGCUGUGUUCUGGAGGGCAGACGCCGUUCCAAAGGAGCAAACCCAGCACUCCUGGGGGUGCUGGAGACCUGUCCUGAGCCUGCUGUGGGUGGUGGGUUUGCCCUGUUGUUCCAGUGGCCACUCAGAAAUUGCAGCUGGAAAACAGGACACCUGGAUUAAUCACCCGAGGUAAUAAUGUAGCUGAGAGCUGGGCACAGCUUCCCUUCUCCACUGUUAACACAAAUAAACUGCCUCUAAUAAAUGGCAUUGUCUGCAGCUGGUGCUUUGUGCAGUGAAAUAAAGGCAAAAGGUGUUUUAUUCUAAAAAGAGCUUCAAGUUUGGGGCAAACCCUGAUGCUCUGUAGGAUGGGGCAGGUUUUGGUAGCACAACAUUCUUAAAUGUUAAUUUUAAAAUGCUCAAAUGCGGUGAAAAAAACAAAGUGUGUGUUUUGCAUCCUACUAACUUUUCUAGAAAAAAAAAGGCUGUUUUUCAGCAGGCUAAAUGAAAAACCAAAGCUUGGAGCCCUCACUGGAGCUGUUUCCAGCACUGCUGUACCUGCCUGUUGUCCUCCUGCUGCUGGGCUGGGCUGAGAUCAGCUGGGACAUUGCUGCUGAUGUAGAACAAGGCAGGGAAACCUGCUUUGCUGCUGGAUUUAGCAUCUGCUGUAUUCCCCGAGUAGAGCAAUUUCCACCUCAAACCAAGCUUCACUUCCCAGGGGUCAGAAUUUCUGCUGGAGUAAAAUUUGAUGCAUUUAACUGGUAUCACCAUGUCCACUGAUGGAAAAUAGCAUCCAUCAGGGAUGCCCAACAGGGCAGGAGUGAACAGCAAGGAUUCCUUGGAUAUUUUAACAGGGAAAGUGGCUUCAGACACAAAUGGAGGUGCUGGGGACUGGUGGGAUGUAACACAGUGAGUGCAGAUGCUGUCUCUGGCUGCAGAAGCAGAGCCCUUAAAAAAAAAAAAAAACAAACAUUUGGGUGUUGAAAAACAGUAGAUACAAAAAAGGGGUACGACUGACCUAAAAUGAGUUUGUAAAAUGGUUCAGAUGGUUUUUGCAUGUUCAGUUUGUUUUUUGAUGCAGAUGUUGUUCGGGUUCUGGCUUUGUGCUUCGAGCAUGGGCUGAGGAAGGGGGAGUUGGCACAUCUGGCACCACAAGGACCUUUCAGUGAACAAAGGGGUUUGUUGCUGUGGCCCUGUAGGCUUUUCCUUUUGAGCUGUGUUCCAGAAUGUUCAGGUGAAGGAUAGGAUGUGUGUGUCCCAAACGCACAGUGGCAGAUCCCACAUGUCCUGCAGGAUGGAGGGAAUUGAAUGUACCACACACAGGCAUUCUGGCUCAGUGGGCAAGGGAAGGGGUUCAGGAUUCUGCUAUUAACAAAAGUGUAAGGGGAAAUAAAGUAAAAGUCAUGAGAUCUUUUCCAGGCCACAGGAAGAAAAAACUAUUUCCAAUGUUGAACAGGUUUUUUGUAAAGAAAAAAUAUUUUCACUAUAGAACAGCUUUUGUACAGUUUAAAGAUAAAUUCUCCACUCCUCUCUAACUGGCAUUGUUAAAAUAAUAGCCUGAACUUCGCUGGAAAGCAGGAUUUCUGUGUUGCACCCAAAGUAUGCUCUUUGCUCUCCCGUUUUGCUGUCUUGCAUCUGGACUGUGGCUGUGGGUUCCCCUGGCUGUGUGUGUCCCUGGACAUGGAUUGCCCUGUGUCUGGGGCACUCGUGUCCCCUCCUGCUGCCCUGCACGGGCCUGCAGAGGCAGGGAUAGCUGCCCGUGUCCCCAGCAGUCCCUGCCAGCUCUCAGUGUUCGUGUCCCCUCGUUGUGCCUGCAGGAAUUGGCUUUGCUCUCUGGGCCCUGUGAUGUGCAUGCACUGUGGAACAGUUGAGAGGUGUCACUGCCUUGCCGUGCUGGGAAAGCAGCAACGGGGCUGUGUGUGUGAAGGGGGGAUUCCUGGGGUUUCUGUGGGUAUUUUGUAUUGUAAAUAACCUGUGGGGAGGGGGAUCCCUGCAGUGUUUGGGUGUAUAAAUACGUGUACAGACACACUGCAGGUUUCCACGUGGCACUAAGGUUUGUUGUCAGGUUCCUGUUGCAGCCUGGGCUGUUCAAUGCUGUGUUUGAAGCUGGGUUGUCAUUUUUAUAACUGUCUUGGUGUUUUCCUGCCAUUAUUUAUUACCUUUGAUAUCUGGAAUGAGCCGCAUGCGUUUAUUGAGCAAUAAGAGGAUGUAUUUAAUGUGCCUUGUUUUUAACUGAGUAAGGACUGAAAGCAUGAAUCAAUAAAAGUGGCUAAAAAACUUC